Molecule: messenger RNA, 648 nt
Organism: Rhododendron vialii
Lineage: Eukaryota; Viridiplantae; Streptophyta; Magnoliopsida; Ericales; Ericaceae
Product: pentatricopeptide repeat-containing protein At3g24000, mitochondrial-like
Exons: 2
Coding region: 1-648 (215 amino acids)
Biological process (GO): RNA modification
Molecular function (GO): RNA binding; protein binding
Source: RefSeq, a predicted model, not a curated record
AUGGGCCCACAACAGUCCAAAACCGAACCAACCACACCGCAGGAUUGCGGACUGGAUCUGAAAUUCCAUUUUAGCGAGUCCAUUUCUCAGUUCUUCGAUCUUGGUUUCCGAAGGGGCCUCCAAACCCAACUCAUUUUUACAUACAGCAAUUGCCUUCACAGAACCCAACUUCAAACUCUCACCAACUUCUUCACCUUGGUCAGCCAAACAAACUCAUUAUCCUUCAAUGCUAUGAUAUUGGAUUUUCGUCGAAAAUGGUGGACUUUUCUCGCUCUACAAACCUUUGCCUUUACCCAUAUUAAUGGUGUUGAUAUAGAUUCAUACGCUCUGUGUAGCUUGUUAACAGCUUCCUCGGAUAUCAAAGAUGUUGAAUUUGGUAAACAGUUGCAUACCCAUGUGAUCAAAUCGGGUUGGUUAUCUAGUGUGUUUGUGGGGAGUGCCCUGAUUGAUUUUUAUGCGAAGUUGUUGCUUAUCAAUGAUGCAGAGGAAAUGUUCGACAAAAUGCCUUUUAGAAACUCCGUAUGUGCAAAUGCACUUAUGUAUGUGAAGUACGGCAUGUGGAAUGAGAUCGAGCAAUUCAGGGAGGAGAUGAAAGAAAGAGGGCUGGAGAAAGAUGUUGGUUGCAGUCAGAUAGAGGUCACGAGUUAA